This is a messenger RNA of Bursaphelenchus okinawaensis, 2632 nucleotides long. The record is from the annotation of a GenBank genome assembly. Lineage: Eukaryota; Metazoa; Nematoda; Chromadorea; Rhabditida; Aphelenchoididae.
AUGCGUCCCAAUGUAAGUUUCGUGAUCACAGCGACGGUUAAAGACCCUUUACAACAACUAUGGAACAAGUGUUUAGAUGACAAACAAAUGCAGUUACAUCGGAAUGACUUAGAGAAGUAUGUUCAACUAUACCUAUUCCCAUGUCUAAUUGUGUUUGGCAUCUUGGGGAACGCUUUGAACCUGACUGUUUUGCUCAAUAAACGCAUGAGGAGCAGGUAAGGCAAGGUUUGUCAUGUAACUUGAUGGAAAAUGAUGUUUUGGACACGUUUGGUCGUAUUAUGAUUUAAAAAUUGAUUUUUAAAAAAAAAUUGGAAAUUUUUAAAUUUUUUCACUUUAAAAAUUUAAAUUUCUUUAAACUAUUACCUAUUGCAGAGCCAACACCUUCCUCUCCCUACUAGCCAUCUCUGACAUUGCCUUCCUGGUCUUCCUGACACCACAUGUCCUAGCAACAUAUCACUUCCUCUACGUCAACUACUACUUUAGAUGGUUUUACUUUAAAACCAAGAUUCAUUGGCUAGCCCUAGCCAACUGGAUGUCAGCCGUGGCUAUCUGGGUGGUGAUAGCUGUAUGUGCUGAUAGGUUGAUUGGGAUACGAAAACCAUUGUAUAUACGAAGUCAUGUGGCGUCGUACAAGAUGAUGAUGAUACUGGUUAUUAUUGUGGUUGUGCCAUUCUUAUUGACACUGUUUAGACACUUUGAGCAUUACUGUCCUGUAAAUAAUUUGUGUCACGAUACUCAGGUCUACUCCAAGUGCUUUCCAAUCACUCACGAGUAAGUUGGAAUGGUUUUUUGUUGUUUUAGCGUGAAGUGUUAUCUAAAAUUUAAAAAAACUGAAAUUUUUUAAAAAUUAAAUUUUUUGAAAUUAAUUUUUUUUUAAAUUUGAAUUUUUAAAUUUUUAAAAUUGAUAUAUUUUAGUGUCUGGCAAUCUCACAUGUUCCAAAACACGUUUUCCUAUGGCUACAGGAAGUUCAUAAGGUUGUCGAUACUGACGAACACCGUAUUCAUAGUAAUGUGUCCAAUUAUAUUGUUGGCCACUUUGAACAUCUUGUUGUUGUGUGCGUUAAGGCAACGGUCAUCUGAGAUUUCACUUAUGCAGGAUGACAAUGUCACUAAGUAAGCUUAUUUUUUAACGCAGUAUCUUUUUGUGCUAUAUUUUUUGGGGUACUGUGAUAUCUCCUUGUAGUACUGCAGUACUUCAUUAUGUACUUCUCUGUAGUACAGUAGGACCCCUUUAUGGCACUGUAGUACUUUUUUUAGGACUGUGGUACCGUACUUCAGUACUUCUUCGGGGUGCUGCAGUACUUUUUUUGUGAUACGGUAGUAUUUCUUUGUAGUACUGUAGUAUCUUUUUUUGCUACUGUGAUACUCUAUUGUGGUUCUGUGUUAUCUCAUUGUGUUACUGUGGUAUUUUUUUUUGUGGUAUUGUGUUGUCUUUUUGUGGGUCUGUGAUACUUCUUUGUGAUGCUGUUGACUUUUUUUGUGGUAUUGGAAUACCUUUUUUUAAUACUGUAUUUUUCAAAUUUUUAAAAUUUUUUCAAAAAUUUGAUUUUCAACUUUUCAGUCCAACAAUGAACAACCACAAGCAUCACAAAACGGAGCAACGAGUAACUCUAACAGUAACACUAAUAGUCACUCUAUUCACCUUCACCAAUGGCCCUUCUGGCGUAGUCAGUUUCGUGGAUUUGGUCGGAGAAUCGAAUCGAAUGCCGGAUUGGUGGUAUAAUGCUGGCGUGUUUGCUAACUCACUGGUCGUUGUUGGGAAAGCCAGCAACUUUAUCAUCUUCUGUCUGUUUUCUAAACAUUUCCGCAAACGACUGUUCGGAUUGGCACAGAAGAAAGUGCAUGAAAAGAUUGGUAAGGCUUACAGUAAACUACAACUUUAAUGUAAAGUAUUACAGUAAACGAAAAAUAGCGGGACACUUUUUGGUUGAAAAAUAACAGAAAAGUGUCCCGCUCCUUCUGGUUUAACCUAAUAUAUUGAUAUUAUUAUAGUAGGGCCGAUUGAAAUAAGAUAGAAUAAUAUAGAGUAAGAAUUUAUACUGUAGAGUAAAAGAAAGAAGAUGAUAAGAAACGAUAGAGUAGUGGAACUAACUGUAUACGUUAUAUAAAGGUAGGAGAGAGUUGAGUAGGCUAUGAUACGAUAAGACAAAGAACGGCAAAGUAAAAAAAUAAUAUAUGUUACUAAGAUACUUUAAGAUACCGAGAUGUAAAGUAAGACUUUAGAGGUAAGAUACGAUAAGACAAAGAAACAUAAAGUAGAGGUUAUUACAGCUUAUUGUUAAGUUACGGCAAGCGAAGAUGAGGUAAAGUAAGGUACAUUAUUACGUGUUAAUGUAAAGAUACGACGAAGUAAAAAAAAAAGAAAAAAAGAAAAUUAAUAUAGUUUAAUCUUAAGAUACGACAAGACAAAUGGAGUAAAAGUACAAAGAUUUACUAUACAUAUGUUGGUGUAGAGGGUAGAAUAAAGCAAAAUUUUUUUAAAUUUAAAAAAAAUAUUUCAAAAAUGAAAUUUUUCUUAAUUUCAGACCUACUAGAAUCCCGUCGUCGCUCAUCAGUUCACAAAGCUUCGGGCUUAUCACGUCGCGAAACAACCAACAGUCGAAAAGCUUCAACACAAGCCAUGUUGUUCUGA